AUGGUUGAGAACAUGAAGAUCGUCGCCUCCGAGGACCGCGACCUGACUGUUGAGGAGCGCAACCUUCUCUCCGUUGCCUACAAGAACGUCAUUGGCGCCCGCCGUGCGUCUUGGAGAAUAGUCACUUCUAUCGAGCAGAAGGAGGAGUCCAAGGGCAACUCUUCCCAGGUUACUCUCAUCAAGGAGUACCGCCAGAAGAUCGAAGAUGAGCUCGCCAAGAUCUGCGAGGAUAUCCUUGACGUCCUUGACAAGCACCUGAUCCCCUCUGCCAAGUCCGGCGAGUCUAAGGUCUUCUACCACAAGAUGAAGGGUGACUACCACCGCUACCUUGCCGAGUUCGCCACAGGCGACAAGCGCAAGGACUCGGCCGACAAGUCCCUCGAGGCCUACAAGGCUGCCACCGAUGUUGCCCAGGGCGAGCUUCCUCCCACUCACCCCAUCCGUCUGGGUCUUGCCCUCAACUUCUCCGUCUUCUACUACGAGAUUCUCAACGCUCCCGAUCAGGCUUGCCACCUUGCCAAGCAGGCUUUCGACGAUGCCAUUGCCGAGCUUGAUACCCUGAGCGAGGAGAGCUACAAGGACUCGACCCUUAUCAUGCAGCUCCUCCGUGACAACUUGACUCUCUGGACUUCUUCCGAGGCCGAGACUGCCCCCGCCGAGGGUGUCCCCAAGGAGGAGCCCGUCGUUGCCGAGGAGCCCAAGGCCGAAGAAACCAAGGCUGCCGAAACGGGGUUAUUGAUUUUUGUCUCUUAUUUGUUUUCCCACGGAUCCGAAGAAGCCUACCAAGCCGUUGAACAGACGAGCUUGCUCUAG
Molecule: messenger RNA, 813 nt
Organism: Cordyceps militaris CM01
Lineage: Eukaryota; Fungi; Ascomycota; Sordariomycetes; Hypocreales; Cordycipitaceae
Product: 14-3-3 protein
Exons: 5
Coding region: 1-813 (270 amino acids)
Biological process (GO): signal transduction
Cellular component (GO): cytoplasm
Source: RefSeq, a predicted model, not a curated record